Saccharomyces cerevisiae S288C is the source of this 942-nucleotide messenger RNA. It is a transcript of the gene YJU3, whose product is annotated as acylglycerol lipase. Gene Ontology annotation, cellular component: cytoplasm; lipid droplet; endoplasmic reticulum. Gene Ontology annotation, biological process: triglyceride catabolic process. Gene Ontology annotation, molecular function: carboxylesterase activity; monoacylglycerol lipase activity; fatty-acyl-ethyl-ester synthase activity. Lineage: Eukaryota; Fungi; Ascomycota; Saccharomycetes; Saccharomycetales; Saccharomycetaceae. The transcript has a single exon. The record is from RefSeq and is marked reviewed. Bases 1 to 942 code for a protein of 313 amino acids.
AUGGCUCCGUAUCCAUACAAAGUGCAGACGACAGUACCUGAACUUCAAUACGAAAACUUUGAUGGUGCUAAGUUCGGGUACAUGUUCUGGCCUGUUCAAAAUGGCACCAAUGAGGUCAGAGGUAGAGUUUUACUGAUUCAUGGGUUUGGCGAGUACACAAAGAUUCAAUUCCGGCUUAUGGACCACUUAUCACUCAAUGGUUACGAGUCAUUUACGUUUGAUCAAAGGGGUGCUGGUGUUACAUCGCCGGGCAGAUCGAAAGGUGUAACUGAUGAGUACCAUGUGUUUAACGAUCUUGAGCAUUUUGUGGAGAAGAACUUGAGUGAAUGUAAGGCCAAAGGCAUACCCUUGUUCAUGUGGGGGCAUUCAAUGGGCGGUGGUAUCUGCCUAAACUAUGCCUGCCAAGGUAAGCACAAAAACGAAAUAAGCGGAUAUAUCGGGUCAGGCCCAUUAAUAAUUUUACAUCCGCAUACAAUGUAUAACAAGCCGACCCAAAUUAUUGCUCCAUUAUUGGCGAAAUUUUUACCAAGGGUAAGGAUCGACACUGGUUUAGAUCUUAAAGGAAUCACAUCUGAUAAAGCCUAUCGUGCUUUCCUCGGAAGCGAUCCUAUGUCUGUUCCACUAUAUGGGUCGUUUAGGCAAAUACACGACUUUAUGCAACGUGGUGCCAAGCUCUACAAGAAUGAAAACAAUUAUAUUCAGAAGAACUUCGCUAAAGACAAACCCGUUAUUAUUAUGCAUGGACAAGACGACACAAUCAACGAUCCUAAGGGCUCUGAAAAGUUCAUUCAGGACUGUCCUUCUGCUGACAAAGAAUUAAAGCUGUAUCCGGGCGCAAGACAUUCGAUUUUCUCACUAGAGACAGAUAAAGUCUUCAACACGGUGUUCAAUGAUAUGAAGCAAUGGUUGGACAAACACACCACGACCGAAGCUAAACCAUAA